This is a messenger RNA of Limulus polyphemus (Atlantic horseshoe crab), 10820 nucleotides long. RefSeq names its product dmX-like protein 2. The record is from RefSeq and is a predicted model, not a curated record. Gene Ontology annotation, biological process: vacuolar acidification. Gene Ontology annotation, cellular component: RAVE complex. NCBI's taxonomy places the organism in Eukaryota, Metazoa, Arthropoda, Merostomata, Xiphosura, Limulidae. The transcript is spliced from 58 exons. The coding region runs from base 117 to 10259 and encodes 3380 amino acids. Gene Ontology annotation, molecular function: protein binding.
AUUAUUAAUUAUUUGGACUGAAGUUAAAUGAUGUAAAAAGUUUUGUUACGUUAUUAGUUUUUUUUUUAUAAAACUAGGCUUGAAGAGAAAUCACGAAGAGAUUUCUUGUAAGCACAAUGAAUCGACAUCAAGUUUUAACUGGAGCUGUUAAUGCAGGAGCUCACUGUUAUGCAGUUGGAUCUGUUGAAGGUGUUCCUUUUACUGCAUAUGCAGCAGGUUGUAAUGUUGUGAUUCUUGCCAGCAAUUUUCAACGAACACAGAUCAUUCCUGGAGUCCAUUAUGGAAAUGUCCAAGUUGGAUGCUUGGAUUGUUCUACUGAUAUUGGAAAAAUUGCUGCAGCAUAUGGUAAACAGGUCUAUAUAUUUGAGCCAACUCCAUUGUUAAAUGCAAAUUCAUCUCAUCACUUAGAUUACCACUGGGUUCAGACAGCAACCAUUUCUGCUGAGUGUUAUGUUACUGUGAUGUCAUGGAACUUGGAAGGAACACGACUUUUGAUUGGAGGAGAGAUAAUACAGCUAUGGCAUCUAGAAACUUGUACUAAGGAGGACACAAUUGAGGAAGAAGGAACUAAUUUUCAGUUAGGGCAAGAGGAAUACAUGUUCAAGACUGAUACAGAAGAAUGUUCCAAAUGGGAAUGUGUAUGGAAAUGUAGGACUGCUCAUCCAGUCAGUAUUUUAAAGUUUUCACCAGAUGGAACUUUGUUUGCAUCAGCAGGUCAUGCAGAUAGACUAGUUAAAAUAUGGUAUGAAAACAAAAAAGUGAAUUUUACAUCCCAUAUUGGUCAUUCACUAUCUGGAAGUGAAAUUAACUACACAUUUAUUUACAUUGCUCAUCCCAGAGCUGUGACAGGUUUUUCAUGGAGGAAGACUAGCAAAUAUAUGCCACGGGCUUCUGUUGCCAAUAUGUUGGUUACUUCAUGUCGAGACAACAUUUGUCGACUUUGGGUGCAGACUCUGCUUCCUGACGAUGGAUUGAUCAAUCUGCAGCAAAUUGAGACCCUAGCAAGCCAAACUCCUCGACUUCAUACUCAAAGGCACAGACAGCGUAUCAUGCAGCGUUUAAAGCAUAUGAAGUCUUUCAACCAGUAUAAAAGACGACAAGCUUCACAGUUGACGGAAGAUCCUCAUGAAACCAUUCCAACCUUACCCAGUACCUACAGUGUGCAUGACUUCCACAGUUUUGGUUUUCAUGGGUCUGGGAUAGCUCCUGGUCUUCAUUUUCAUCUUGCUGCUAGUAUUAAUGCAGAAACUGAUAUUCCACUUGUGCCUAGUAUGAGUGGAGGAAGUGGCUUACGAGAACCAAAUUUUGUUCUCCACUGGAUAAACAACAAAGAGUUGACUUUCACUCAAGCGGCUGAACAUCUGCUACAGGAAGUCAGCCAGAAAGUUUUGCAGACAGAAGGACAUGAGAGUGACAGUGAACAGGGGAACAGUGAUGAUCAGGAUGUUCAAGCAGAGACAGGUGUUAAGAAGACUUCAGUUAAGACAACCAAAGCAAAAAAAUCUAAGCUGUAUGGAAAACAACAGAAGUCUUUUUCUUAUGAGGAUUUGAAUGAAGAUGCAACUAGUAAACACAGUUUCUCGACUGUGUCUUCAUCAGCAUCCCUAGCUACAGAAUUAUCAAAUACAUCAUUACAGAGUCCUCUGGGUGAUGCACUGGACAGAAAAAUUGAGUCAUUGCUAAGAGAGUGGCAUCAAGGACCCGACCUGUUAUUCAGCAUCCAUCCUGUAGAUGGAAGUUUACUUGUUUGGUUAGUUGAUUGGCUGGAUGAAUAUGAUCCGGGGUCAUUUCGUCAGGCUCAAGUUAGUUUUUCUUCUCGUAUUCCAAAUGCAAUAUCCUUGAGUGAUGCAGCUACAAUGUCUCACCACCUCUCCCUUUACUUUCCACGUGCUGGUCUGGAUCUUCGUGUGGCUAUGCAAGGCUUUCAUAGUAAAGAAACCAAAGAUUAUACUAGUCAAGAUUCACCAUCCAAAAUAAAUGAAGACAAAACAGCAUCAUCACCAACCAAAUUACCCGUGGAUGGCGGAUUGGAUCAUAAGAAAAGGGAACCAAAAUCAGCAUUUCACUUAACAACACCUGUUGUUUGUAUGUUGUCCAAACACAACAAUGGCAGUCUCAACCUGUGGCACCUUGUUUUUGGAGAGAACACUGCAUUUACUCAGGUUUUGAGUAUAGGACAUGCUGCACGAGUAUGUGGUCAUCGUUUUCGCAUCAACGACAUUACCUGCCAUCCAGUCCUGCCAUUGCUUUUGACAACCUCUCACCACAACCUUCCAGGUAGGAGUGGAUCGGGAAAUAACUCUGCCCCUGUGACUCCCAGCUCACCAAGUUGUUGUCCUCCUAAUGGUCUACCACACAUUGGUUUUUGUAGUGAACUGAUUCUUUGGAAAGUGGACCCUGUUGGACCUCUUUCUAAAUCAGGAGGGGUAACAGAGCUAGCAAGAAUAAAUUCUCUUGAAACUGCUGCUUUUGCUAAUGUAGCAUGGGUCCCAACAUUACUUCCUAGCACAACUUUGGGAAACAUAUCAAACUCUCCAAGUGCAUGUUUUGUGGCUUCUGACGGUCAACAACUAAGGAUCUAUCAAGCUGUUAUUGAUGCCAGGACAUUACUAGCUGAAGUUUCAUCUGCUAAAAGGAAAUACAGGAACUCGGAUCUCAGUUUGUCCAGUAGCACCUCUUCGGGCCUGGGGUACAGACAGCUUAGCCUGCAGGAAACUUUCAAAAUCAUCAGCUUACAGUCAACUUCCCGACCAGGAUGUAUCAUUGAGUUAGAUUCUAUAGCCAAUGCCACUCAUGAUUGGAAGAAUACACAGCUACUACAUGUAUUCCAGGAACAAUUAAUUAUAGGAGAUAAUAUUAUGUCCAAAUACAGCAGUGGAAUGGAAGGGAAAGGAAUGGGUCUAGUUGAGCCUAAUCUUCAGGCAGUUAUUGAUUUACAACAUAGCUCAGUGUUUGAAGAACCAUUUUAUUUGGUUGUCUUAGAGAAAAAUGAUGAAGGUUUAUCAGUUCUUCACAUGUGGAGGCUAAUAAUUGCAUCUCAAUCUGUUGAAGAUGGUGGGGGACAAAACUUCACUUAUGUACCCGAUAGUGACCUUGUUCAAGACAGUGAUCAUUCCAACCGGUCAUCAAGAAGUAACACACCAGAGCCUACAGGUGGUAGUAGUUUUUCAUCACCUCAGGCACAGCCUUUGAGAAUUACAACAAAAAAGGUAUGCACUGAAGUACUUCCUUUGCCAGAAGAUGUUGACAUUGUUCAUGCUGCUCCAGCUGUAGGUCAUCUGAGUUCUUCAAACAUAUACCCAGCCUGUUUUGCACCCUACCUGGUGUCCACCGCAUGUUCUGAUGGUAAAGUCAGAUUUUGGAGAUGUGAAGCUAAAGAAACUGGAGAUUUAGCAGAACCAUUCAAGUACACCUGGUUAGAAUGGGAAAUGAUGUUGAAUAAAACAUCAAGUGCCAUCCAGGUUCCAGGAGAUCCAUUGACUGUAAAUUGUGCAUACAGUGGUCGUAUGGCUUGUGCAUACAAACAUGGAAAAUCCUUCACAAGACCUUCUUCAGGAAACCCUCAUGGAAGAUAUGUAAACAUAAGUGUAGCCAUAUUUGAGUGUGAAUCAACUGGAGGCUCAGAGUGGGUGCUUGAGGACACAAUCCAUCUAAAAAACAUUGGGCUACCUCAGCCAGAUGGCAUUGCAGAUCUAGAUCUUGGGUCCUUAUAUAGUGCAAGUGUACGAAAUCGUCGUACAGUUAACACAUUUGUGCAGAAGCUUGGGAGUGAUGAUAUAGCAAGUGAACAUGCACCCAAUCUUCAGAGGCUUUUAUCUGUUCCUAGCUAUGCUACACUUCAUACGCUUCGACGCACUAUUUCAGAGCAAGGAAACCAGUCACUGCUUACCCAGAAGUCUCUUGUUGACCUAGACUGGGUUUCCACUGAAGAUGGUUCUCAUGUCCUCACAGUAGGAGUGGGCUCAAAAAUUUUGGUGUUCACCCCUGUGUCUACCGAGAUUGCAGAGGCAACUGCUGAGGCCAUGAAUACGUUCAAUGCAGGUGGCAGGCCUGCAUUACUGAAGCAGGCGUCAUCCAUGUCAAUGAUACCACACCACAAUGAAGAAGUUAGAUGGAUGAGAUUGAGGACCACCCAUUUAACUACUGUAGAUGGUCUUCCUCCUCUUCCUAUGCAGCUGUCUUGGGUGCGAGAUGGAAUUCUUGUGGUUGGAAUGGACAGUGAGAUGCAUAUCUACACACAGUGGCAUCAGUGCAAAAACAGUUUGGAUGACUUAGAACAAGGUAAAGACAUGCACAAGGACACAGAAGUGGUAGUAGGAAGUCGAAAUCUGGUGGAAGAAGAGUUAUUGAGUCGGGCACAAGAAACCUCCCAGCUUCCUUUUUCCUCUACUUCUCCCUCUGGUUUACCAAGAAACAUUUCAUCAAAUGUCUUAACAAUUGGAAUUGAUUCCAAAAAGAAACGUGAAGCACAAGCAAAAAUUAUAACUACUAAUGACAAUAUCUUCAAUGACAGUCCUCUACCUUACUUUGGAUUAUUUGAGGCUAGCCGAUUAGCCUGUCCAGUUUUGCCUCAAUACCACCCUAAACAACUAAUGGAACUUUUGGGCUUUGGAAAGAUUUCUCGUGUGAAAGCUAUUUUGAGUCACUUAGUUCGGUGUAUAUCUGGUACAGGGCAGAUGAAGACACAGAAGAACUACUUACAAGUACCUGAUCAUUUUGAAGACAAUGAGACAGAUGCGAGGGGUAGUCCUCGCUCCUGGGCCAAGUCCCGAGCAUUUUCUUUAGCUCCCACUUCACCCAACCUGCGAAGUCCACUAGACCCUCAAGGAUCAGUAUCAGUUUAUCCAGAAGAAGUCCAGCUAGACUAUGUUGAAAUCACUUCUAUCCCUCCUUUACCAUUAUCUACUCUUUUAGAUGCAGACAAGGAAAUAACCACAAGGUCAACCCCUACUCAUACAGAAGAUGGGAACAUUGCACAGGACUAUAGUGAUUUAUUUACAACUGGAGUUCAUGAAAUGGAAGAUUCCUUGGAUGCUAUUCUGAGCAAUAGUUUCAGCUUAGGUUCAAAAAAGGAAAGACAAAAAUUACACGUACCGGAACGCUCUUUUUUGACAUUGUUUGACAAAAGACAGGCUCAUUUACUGACAAAAUUGCUAACACACACUCACCUUCCUGGGCUUUCAAGUCUAGACCAAAUGCACCUUUUAGCCUUGGCUGAUACUGUUUCAUCUUUCAGUACCACUUUGUCUGAUAGAUUCAAUUUUGAUCAAGAAAAGCAAGUUUCUGCAAAGGACACUUUAUCAAACAAGUUGGAUGGAAUGAACAUACAAGCUUUGACAGAAUCUUUGGAUGAUUGUGGUUUACGUUUUCUACUUGCCAUGCGUCAUUACACCUUCCUGCUUAGAUGCCUAAAAAUUGCACAACGUGCCCAGUUACAGAGACAAGGGCUGAGAACAGACUCUCUUGUUUGGGCUUUUCAUUCUGAAACACAAGAAGAACUACUUCAAUUUGUUCCAUGCGUACAGAGAGGAAACCCACGAUGGAGUGAACUUCGAGAAGUGGGUGUGGGUUUGUGGGUGAGAAGUAACAACACUUUACGCAAGCUGAUAGAAAAGGUAUCCAAGUGUGCUUUCCAGGCUAAAAAUGAUCCUUUGGAUGCAGCACUCUUUUAUUUAGCUAUGAAGAAAAAGAAUAUCGUAUGGGGACUGUUUAGGUCAGUAGGUGACCAGAAGAUGACUGCUUUUUUCCAGAACAACUUUGCUGAAGACCGGUGGAGGAAAUCUGCCUUAAAAAAUGCUUUUGCACUUCUUGGAAAGCAGCGUUUUGAGCAUGCUGCUGCUUUUUUUCUACUAGCAGGAGCAAUUCAAGAUGCUAUUGAAGUGUGUCUAAACAAGUUAAAUGAUCUUCAGUUAGCAAUGGUCAUUGUUCGCUUGUAUGAAGGAGAUUUAGAAACUACCCCUCUAAACCUGCGAAGACUCAUUUAUGAAGAAAUCCUAGGCUGUGAUGCUGAAGGAAACAACUAUUCUGUGUCACAUGCCCAUCCUGAUCCUUUUCUGAGAAGUAUGGCACACUGGCUUCUGCAGGAUUAUAAUGGAGCCUUGAACACACUCCUCCAAACUGGAGUUGGACAAUCUCACCCAAGAGUGCAAGAUGAUGAUGAAAAAUCUAGCACAAAACAGGCUUCAGCUAAUCCAAGUGUGUUCAACUUCUACCUUUAUCUUCGCACUCAUCCUCUGGUAGUUCGAAGACAAUUAGCUCAGACAGUUCAAGACAAGAAGAAAGCUCGCUCCCUCAUGUUAACUGGAUUCAAAUACAGUAUUGAUCCAGCUGAUCAAAAAUCAGCUCUACAGGUAACAAAUGACAUCAUCACUCCUUUGGAGCGACGGCUGUUUUUCACAACUGCUAAUUUACAUUUUCGUGCUGGCUGCCCAGCAUUAGCCCUUGAAGUACUUUCCCGGUUACCAAACCUGGUGGCAACAGAUAUCUCCGUUCUUGAGGAGGGUGUUCCCCCAAGUCCUGAUCCUCUCCUUCAGUUUAAAACAAAGAAUCUGAAUCAUGUGAAGUCUGGAACUUUGGAUGAUCUGGAUGAAACUGAGAAAACUGUUCAGUUGGAUUGGAGCCAGCCAGUCACUAAAGAAGAUAAUGCAUUGGAUUUUGAUUGGAGUACACCAGUUGUUUCAAGUUCAGCUUUGGAUGAGCCUGUAUCAUUUAAUGUGUUGGAUGACUCAGAAUCUAGUUCUGAUGAAGAAUCAGGAAUUAGUGUGAAAGCCAAAGUUGACACUGAGAAAGUAAAAUCUUCCAAAGCUGAAGAAACUAAACAGGAUACAAAGUUGGACAUCAUGGCUCAGCAGCUAAAGUUUAUAGCCUGCUUAAAGAUUAUGAUGGAAGAAUUAAGCACAUUAGCAACUGGAUUUGAAGUGGAUGGUGGUCAGCUGCGUUAUCAGCUGUAUAUUUGGUUAGAAAGAGGAGUUGCUGCAUUACGGGAACUUUGCCGCUAUGGAUCCAACAUUUCUUCACAUAUUUCUGGUAAUGAGAAUGUAAUUGGUGUAGAAUCUCUAGAUAUUGGAGGAGAGCAGCUAUUUUCAUCCAUGACUAUUCGCUGGGAUGCUGAAAGCCGAGGCGAAAACAGACCCACCUUACACGAGAUUUUACAGGCUGACAAGCAAGACUUUGAAGCCAAACUGAGACGCGCGUAUAAACGAAAACAGUGGCUUAAAGCAAACGAGACAUUAUUACGUACAUUACUGAGUUACUGCAGCCUUCAUGGAGCACAAGGGGGUGGCCUAGCAGCUGUUCGUAUGGAACUUAUUUUGUUGCUUCAAGAGCUCCAACAAGAUCGUUCCCAACAGCAGUUACUUUCUCCACUUCCAUUCCCAACUACUUUACCUCUCCUAGCAGCGAGUGUUGCUUGCCAAAAGACUGUCAUAGCUGAUCCCAUUCGUCACCUUCAGGCUAUGACCCAUGACAUACUUCGUUGCAUUACAGAAAUAGGUAAUCCACCUUCUGUUAACAGAGGAAACUUCAACCAGGUUAAUGUACUUCAAGGGUUAGGCACAGCUCUUUCUGCUUGCAUAUACCAGUCCCUGUGUGAUAGUGACAAUUUCAAUGUGAAGCAGAGUAGUUCCACUUUGGGAACUGAAGAUUUGAUGAGCUCCAGUGUUGUCUUCCACAACAGUCAUCUUCUUGCAGGAUAUUCAAGAAGACAUCGUUAUUGCUCCGAUGGGUCGGAUCCUCUUAUUCCUAAUACUGCUCCAAGUAAAUGGCCAGGUGUUCAGUCAUUAAGAGCUCUGCUGGCACGUGAUAAAGAUGAAGACUCACCAAAAUUGCACACACUUUUAUCUGAGGCUUUUUUUGCUGUAUAUCUUAGUCAUCUAGUGUAUGGGCUUGCAACUUGUGACUGCCAAGUCCUCUACCGACUGGUAGGACUGAACCUGUCAGAAAAAACGUGGGCCAUGUUGUAUGGUGGAGGUGCAAAAAGACUGUUGCAUGUUGCUACUUCAGGUCAACAUCCCCUAACUAGCAGUAGUUCAGAAAAAAGUACACCAGGAGAGGAAGGCUUAUUAAAUACACUUUCUAAGCAGAGGAUGAAGCUUCACAUGAAACUUCUUGGGCAACUUGGUCAAAGCACAGCUCAGGCAACUAUCAAGGAAGACCGCCCAACGUAUAGAGAACAAUUUGUUCCUCCAGAGAUGUCUAUGGUGUCUUGUUUUAUGUCCAAGCCUGAAUUACCAGAAGAAUAUCAACCUGUAGAUUAUGACUCAAGUGAAUCACUCCCUAGUGAUGAUGAUGAUGAUGAUGAAGAAGAAGAUGAAGUUGAUGGAGGUGAUGUGUUUGGUGACUUUACUGAAAACACAACUGGUGCCAUAAAUCAUGCAAAAAAGUCUACUAAGACAUCAAAGCUGGAUCAGCUCGAUCCCUCCUCCUAUUCCUGGGAAAUUAUGCGCUAUGCUAUCCUAAAAUUGGUACAUUGUCACAUGCUCACCUUUCUUGGUGUUGCUGGUAUUGAUUUACCAGAACUCCCUGUCUCUAGUCCUAUGAUUCAUUCUGUAUUGAGAACUUUGGAACUGUGGCUGCAUCAAGUCAAGAUGCACAUGGAAUCUUUUGGUAGUCCACCUCCUCAUUACUUACCAGAGUGUUUUGUUGAAAGUAACCAGGGUGGUCCAGCUAUUCAGAAAUAUAAGGCUCUGCUUGAGCUUCAGAACACACCUUUCAGGUCACAGAGUUCAGCUGCUCUUCCUGCCAAAAGACUUUGGAACUUUUUAGUUCGCCAGGAACCUGUUCAAGAUAUCUUCAUUCGCUACAUCUUUUCUAGAAGACAUGCACAUGUUCAGGAGAACAGUGCAGGGCAAGACACAGAUUCUGUAGAUUAUCCUACUCCAGAUCUAGUUCGAGUCAUUCACAAAGACCAAGAUAGUAUUACAACUUUUUGUGUCAGUAAGAUUAAUGCUGGCACCAUAGCUUUGGCCACUCCUAAAGAAAUCCAAGAAUUGGAUAUCUCACUUCUUCUGGAACCAACUCCAUGGUUGGAAGAUGAAGCUGAAUUUGAUAUAUUGAACCUUGAGAAACCACCAGAAUUACUCCCAGCAAGUGACUUUUUAGUUGUUCAACAUCCCUCUGAUCGUGGAUCUGGAAGUAGUGGGUAUGGGUUAAUAUCUGGUGCUCCAAACUCUGUUGGGGGUUCUUCUUACAAUAGCCCUACAGGGCCCGCUCCUCCUCAAAUAGGGAUACAGACAGGCCGUGGUGCUGCCAUGAGUAUACAAAAUCGCAGAUAUGACAGUGGUAACAAGAGGUACACCUUACUAAAGGGGCACCACUUCCCUGGCAGCUCUAAUCCCAAGUUCUGUCAGUUUGUCAUUGAAAGGAGUCGUCACUUACUCAAACCGAGUGUGCAGAGAGAACGUGAACGUCUACCAGUACCAGCUGAGCUCAAGAGACACAGGACAGAUGGAGUGAGAAAGAUGUGUGCUCACCCUCUACUGCCUCUUUAUCUUUCUGGAGCACAGGAUGGGUCUUUACAAAUGUGGGAGUGGGGUCACCAGCAAGGGGUUUCUUCUCCUCGACAACCAGGAACUUUUGCCAAAGUCACAAAUGUUCUCUUUAACGUACAGGGAAAUAAGUUUGGAGUCACAGAUGGAGAUGGAAAUUUGAGUCUCUGGCAAGUGGGAUUAAGCAAUGUCACAGCUAAACCUUUUUUUAGUGCUCAGUGUCAUAGCAAGCAAGUCAGUGACUUUGCUUUUGUCAGUUCUUCCAGCUUAAUUGCCACAGCUGGUCACUCAGCAGAAAACAAGAAUAUAUGUCUGUGGGAUACGUUACUACCUCAAAGGAAGGCCAUGGUGUCUGCAUUUAUUUGUCACGAGCAAGGUAGUUCUGCUGUUGUUUAUGCUCCUCAACAGCAAGUGUUGAUCAGUGCUGGGAAGAAGGGUGACAUCUGUAUAUUUGAUGUACGACAACGACAACUCCGUCACAGGUUUCAAGCUCACGACUCUCCUAUUAAAUGUUUAGCUUUGGAUCCAGGAGAAGAAUAUUUUGUCACCGGAUCAGCUGAUGGUGAUAUAAAGGUGUGGGGUUUAUCAGUUCACAUCUUGUUUUACUCUUUCCUUGGAGAACACUCUCGAAGCACACUCUUCCGAAACAUUGGUAUGGGAGUUUCUCAAGUGUAUGUUGACUCUGCAGGUCGACUAUUUUCAUGUGGUGCUGAUGGUUCUAUGAAAUUGAGACAGUUACCUGAUCGUGACUCCAUCAUUAAUUUCUAUAAUUAAUAAUAGAUAUCUCCAUCAAGAAUCUUGUGGUUAAUUUCAGUGAUUAUUUGGUGUUAAAAGUUUGAGCCAUUGGAAAAUUCUUUUAAUAUUAAACACUUGAUAAUUUGUAAUUAAAUAGCUUUAAAUUAAUACACCAUAAGAUAAGGUAAUCAAAUGAUAUGAGGAACUGUGGUUAUCAUGAUUAGUCUUUAUAGUAAUUAAUAGGUGGGAAUACCACCCAAAAGUGAUUGUCAUUGCAUACUGUUUAUAGACAAGAUUCACUGUUUGACAUACUAUUUGUGGGCUGACAUUUGUAAAUAUCAAUGGUAACCAAAUCAUUAGUCCAAAGUUCACUUCUAUAAUGAAAAAGUAGCAUAAUCGAUGUUUGAAGUUUAACCACUGUAAUUGCUAUAAAAGUUUGGUAGUGUCUAAUCAAGAUUUCAUGGGUAAUUAUUGUUCAUUUAAUUGCUAUUAUAUGACCUAAUCGAGAUUUUAUAUUUAAAUCUGAAAGAAACACGAAAGAGUAACCUGAAAGAACUAGUGUUUAAAUUGUACAAUUUGUAAAUGUUUACAAAUGUGUAA